GCUUUCCCACCUUUUGAGAAAUUCCAGUCUUGAGAAAUUCCGGUCAUUCCCCACUUUGAGCGCGAAAAUCCUUUCCAACGUUCAACACAAUAAUGGUUGGCAGCUUCAUUACUUUUGGAUCAUAUGAUAGUAAGGAAUUGACUCACAAACCAAGAAUUUUUCGACUUGGAGUUAAGAAGCCUCAACUAUGGAAGCCUGCUUUCGGAAAGAAAGCUUGGAAAAAGGGGUGUCUCUCUGCACUGCAGAUGACGUGGCCUCCUAGAAGAACGGCAAACUUGCGCAUAAGGCAAGAUUCUACUGUGGUCUCUCUUCCGCUUAAGUUUGACAAUUCGUCCCUCGUUGCAGCGAAGUUGGAUUACUUACAAAACUCGGAAAUGAAAACUGAAACAAAGAGAAAGGCUGACCGUAAGCUUAUCUUGGUCUCCUUCCCUGAAAUUCCUGGCAACUUAACAGAGAGAUUGUUCAAAAGCCAACCGUAUUCGAGAUACUUACAAGAUGCCCGUUUAUUCACUGAUUGGAAUUUUCUGCUUUGUGAAGAGAAGAUACACAAUGUUUCCGCCACAGACUGGAACUUGUUAAAUCUUUUUGGGUUAAGUCCCAGUACCAACUAUAAGUAUAAAAGAAGUAGUUGGGUGGAAAAAUUGACUGUCUUUAUUGCAGAUGUAAUAUGUGACUUUUUGGUAUUAGAUGCUCUUUGGCAACUCGACUCAUUUGCCGACUUUGCAAGUUUUUUUGUUGGUGGCUUUUUCGCCUUUAUUACGGCAGAUUUCAUAUCCGGUAUUUACAACUGGGCGUCGAGGAAUUAUUUUUCCAACACAGACUCUUGUUACGUUUCCCUUGUAUCGAAGCGGAGUCAUUCAAAAGCGGGAGGCUGCUCUUCAGAAGAUGAAGAAGUGAGCGAUUUCUUUUCUAAUGUUUAUUGGUAUUGUCUAUUUACUAUUCCUUUCCUGGCAACUUUGACAUAUUUUCGGGACGAUUUGCCAAUUUUUUUCAAUUCUUUUUUGAUAUUUUUUCUAUCUCUAUUGGCUAUAUGGCCAGAAGCUCACAAGUGGGGUCACAUGGCGGAUCCAGAAAGGCCACCACCACCAGUUGUCUGUCUUUUGCAAAGUUAUGGUUUAUUAAUACCUAUCCACGAACAUUUAUGGCAUCACGAUAGUCAUCUGUUUUAUCGUACUGGUACUGAAGAUUCGGCGUCUUUGGAGGUUAUGAAUGACUCAUCUCAAACUGCAGCUUAUUGUGCCAUCAGUGGGCACUGGAAUCGUUUUCUAGAUAUAACUGGUUUUUUUAGGAAACUGGAGUGGUUGAUUUAUUGUCUUUUUCGAAUAGAACCAAAGAUUUGGAGUAUAUUGCCACAUUUGAAGGAAGGUUUUGUGGAUAUGGAUUCAACUGAAUAAUGAAUAUACAAUUGUGAACGAUGGUUAUCGUCGAGUUUAUCAUUGACUCGACUCUUUUUUUUUUCGACUGUAUAUAUUAUGUUACGGGGAAAAAUAUCGUAAAGAUGCAAUUUAGUAUCUUCCAUUGUUUGUUAGAAGUUUGUAGCUCAAUUGGUAGAGUGCACGGUUUGCCUCCUCGAGGCACCGGGAUCGAAAAC
Galdieria sulphuraria is the source of this 1591-nucleotide messenger RNA. RefSeq names its product small conjugating protein ligase. NCBI's taxonomy places the organism in Eukaryota, Rhodophyta, Bangiophyceae, Galdieriales, Galdieriaceae. The coding region runs from base 93 to 1394 and encodes 433 amino acids. The record is from RefSeq and is a predicted model, not a curated record. The transcript has a single exon.